Diospyros lotus (date-plum) is the source of this 1888-nucleotide messenger RNA. Its product is annotated as probable protein phosphatase 2C member 13, mitochondrial. Gene Ontology annotation, cellular component: cytosol; nucleus. Gene Ontology annotation, biological process: protein dephosphorylation. The transcript has 9 exons. NCBI's taxonomy places the organism in Eukaryota, Viridiplantae, Streptophyta, Magnoliopsida, Ericales, Ebenaceae. The record is from RefSeq and is a predicted model, not a curated record. Gene Ontology annotation, molecular function: protein serine/threonine phosphatase activity; cation binding. The coding region runs from base 370 to 1656 and encodes 428 amino acids.
CCUCUCUCUCUCUCUCUCUCUCUCUCUCUAACAUCACAAAAACACCUUUUGUUUUUUUGUUUUUAACCAUUCCAAUCAGUUUCAUAUGCAUUCGGUGUUAUAAUCACCUCCUCGAUUUCUCUCUCUAGGGUUUCGGAUUCUCUUCCAAUCUCUUUCGGGAGAGAGAGAAAAGAAAAGCUUCUUUCCUUUUCAAUUCUACGGAAUUGAGGCUGAUUCUAUCAUCCACUGGCUUCUCGGAUUCGGAUCUUCUCCGAUCUUCCUAGUUCGGUUUCUUUGGUCCGAUCCGAUUGCAUCCGGAGCUCAACCUGGAAGAUCUCGAGCACCGAUCUGAAAACAACUUGGCAGUUAAAGCUGGAGUCAUCCUUUUAGAUGGUAUGCGGCAGUUGCUUGAGGUCUUUGAUUCUUCGAGCUGGAUAUGUGGGGAGAUUCACCAAGGAUAGAGUGCAGUUGAGCUACUUAGGAAGAAGUUUGAAUGCAACUUGGGGCCGGACAUAUUUAUCUACUCGUACAUUCACAAAGACAGUAGAGAUGAUGGUGGAUGCCGGUUCAACUGCUAGUCAAGGACCCAUUGUUGAUGUCCUGGCAGAGAAAGAUGUUGAUGGUGCCUAUAUCAGCGGAGGCUGGAAAAGUGAAGAUGGAAAAUUGAGCUGCGGAUAUUCAAGUUUUAGGGGAAAGAGAGUUAGCAUGGAGGAUUUCUUUGAUUUUAGAACUUCGAAAAUCGAUGGGCGAACAGUCUGCAUGUUUGGGAUAUUUGACGGUCAUGGUGGUUCUCGUGCAGCUGAGUUUCUAAAGGAGCAUCUCUUUCAGAAUCUUCUGAAGCAUUCUCAAUUUCUAACCAACACCAAAUUGGCUAUAAGUGAAACAUAUCAGCAGACUGACAUGGACUUCUUGGAGUCCGAAAAAGACUCUUACCGUGAUGAUGGCUCUACUGCUUCCACAGCAGUUCUGGUUGGUAGCCAUUUAUAUGUUGCCAAUGUUGGAGAUUCACGGACUGUUAUAUCAAAGGCAGGCAAAGCAAUUCCUCUUUCUGAGGAUCAUAAACCAAACAGAAGUGAUGAGCGGAAAAGAAUUGAAAGUGCUGGAGGUGUUGUAAUGUGGGCAGGCACUUGGAGAGUUGGUGGUGUCUUAGCAAUGUCCCGUGCUUUUGGCAACCGCAUGUUAAAGCAGUUUGUUGUGGCAGAACCUGAGAUCCAGGAUCAAGAACUUGAUGAACAAUAUGAAUUGCUUGUGCUUGCCAGUGAUGGACUAUGGGAUGUGGUACCCAACGAGGAUGCUGUGUCGCUUGCCCUGACUGAAGAAGAACCUGAGGCUGCAGCCCGAAAGUUAACAGAGACUGCUUAUGCUCGUGGCAGUGCUGACAAUAUCACCUGCAUCGUGGUAAGGUUUCACCAUGACCAAACUGAUCCAACUAUUCCACCCAACCCCACCGAUCAGGCUGUUCCACCCAACCCAGCUGAUCAGGCGGUUCCAGCCAACGCUUCCAAUCUGGCCAUUCCAGCGAACCCAGGAGAUCAGGCUGUUCCAGCGAACCCAGGAGAUCAGGCUGUUCCAGUGAACCCAGCCGAUCUGGCCAUUCCAGCCAACCCAGCAGAUCCAGUUGUUCCAGUCAAGUCUGUUGAUCCGGCCGAGGCAGCUAAUCCACAGGACCAGAAAUAGAGACUUAGUUAACAUUUCAUGUGGAGUACCUCUGAACGUUUAGGUAAUGCAAGCUUUGAGAUCUGACAUGCUAUACCCGCGGUCUGCAAGAGGGAUAUUUGUUUAUUCAUUGGUUUGUUUCUAGUUUUCCUUCUUUUUUUGUCUUCUCUUCCUUCAAAAUCUUGCAAACAUGGUCUGUAACUUACUGUUUAUUCUAGUACAGUUUUAUAUAUCUAUGGUUUUCCUGGCGGUA